UUUGCAUACAAGAAAGGAAGAACCGCAAAUGACCUGGUUGCUUUCAUGAAGGACCCCCAGGCUCCCCCACCCCCUCCCCCUCCUGAGCCAGAAUGGUCGGAAGUGCCGAGUGAAAUCAGCCACCUGACGGACGAAACCUUCAACGGAUUCAUUCAGGAACACAGCUCUGUGCUUGUCAUGUUCUACGCACCAUGGUGUGGCCACUGUAAGAGGAUGAAGCCAGCGUACCAGGAGGCCGCAGAGACGCUGAAGACAGCUGAUCCGGCGGCUAAACUUGCAGCUGUGGACUGCACCAAAUAUGGAGCCUUGGCUAAAACAUACCAAGUCAGGGGGUACCCUACUAUCAAGUACUUCAGGGGUGGGCAGGAUAUCCAGAAGUACCAGGGAGCCAGGGAUGCCAACAGCCUCGUGGAGUUCAUGAAAAGCCCCCCUACAGCAGCCCCAGCAGAGUGGACGGAGGGCCCCAGCGCUGUUGUCAUCCCCAUCAAAAAUAUCCCUGCCUUCGACACGUUUAUCCAAAGCCAGGAGCACUCCCUGAUACUGUUCUACAAGAAAGAGCUGCCGAAGUACACGCAAGCUAAGGCGCCCUUCCUCAAGACAGCCACCGCCUUCAGAGACGACAGUAGCAAGAAGUUUGCAGCAGUCGACUGUGAGGAGGUUACAGACCUGUGUUUGCGCGUGGGAAUCAUCCCAGAAUCCCUCCCCACCAUCAAGUUCUACGUUAAUGGCAAAUUCUCCACCAACUACAAAGAUCCCGUCACAAACGUCGACCUUUACAACUUCAUGAACGAGGCCGGAGCUGUGCCUGUAAAAACAGACGUAAAAACAGAGUUAUAACAGCGGCUUUCUUCAUAGAGGGGAGAAUUGAAUGUAGGCAGCAAAUUCCCUAUCUAGCAAACUCCAUGACCUGCUUUGUCGGGUUGGUAUGUCACCUGAGG
Molecule: messenger RNA, 938 nt
Organism: Branchiostoma floridae (Florida lancelet)
Lineage: Eukaryota; Metazoa; Chordata; Leptocardii; Amphioxiformes; Branchiostomatidae
Product: protein disulfide-isomerase A5-like
Biological process (GO): protein folding
Cellular component (GO): endoplasmic reticulum
Molecular function (GO): protein disulfide isomerase activity
Source: RefSeq, a predicted model, not a curated record